AUGCCUUCUCUUCAGAAGUUUAUGGUCCUCGCGACCGCCAGCGUCGGCGCUUUCGCCGCCAGCAGCAGUGACUGCACCACGGACAUCACCAUCGACUCUGUUAACCCCACGUUCGACUGUGACACCAUCGAUGCCAAGGUCACUGUCUCCCCAUCUCUGCAGGGCACCCUCCAGAUCGACGGUCCCAAGGUCUUCAAGCAGGAUUUUAUUGUCAGCAAUGCCACCGGGCUCCUCGGCAUCUCCUCCUCCUCUCUCACGUCCAUUGGCGGACAGUUUCUCGUUGAGGAUUGCACCCUGCUCAACUCCAUUACCCUGUCGAAGCUCAACAAGCUUAAUCAGCUCACCUUCCGUCGUCUUGGUCAGCUCAACUCCGUUGAUUUCGCCUCAUCUGGUGUCUCCCAGGCCAGCUCCGUCGACAUUGCCGAUACCUUCCUGAGCGACAUAAGUGGUCUUAACCUCGCCACUGUCGAGAGUCUCACCAUCAACAACAACAGGAGACUGACCAAGUUCGACUCCAACCUUGUCAACAUCACGAAGACGCUUAUCAUCACCAACAACGGUAACGACAUGCAGGUCAACCUCACCCAACUCCAGACUGCGUACGAGAUUCAGGUUUCCAACAUCAAGGGUCUCGGCACCCCCGCUCUUAAAGAGAUCCAGAACGGCAUCAAGUUUGACACCAACCCCAACCUUGUCUCCUAUGAGGCUGGCAACCUUACUAGCGUCGGCACCUCCAAGAGCGGUGGUUCCGUCUCCUUCAUCAACAACGCCAAGCUCAUGAACAUUUCCUUCCCCGUCCUCAAGACCGUCUCUGGUGACCUUACCAUUGUCAACAACACCAAGCUGGACGAGAUUACUGGUUUCCCCAUGCUCCAGAGCGUCGAGAACAUGCUCCUCGGCGGAAACUUCGAGAAUGCUGAGCUCCCCAAGCUCGACGAUGUCAAGGGCACCAUCAACGUCAAGUCUACCUCCAACCUGACUGAUGUGUGCAAGUUCUUCAACGGUCUCAAGGGCAAGGUCGUCCAGGGCAAGGUCAACUGUGCCGGUGGCCUCGACAACAAGACGGCUAACGACCAGAACGGCCUCAACAAGACCGGCAGCAACGGCAACAGCGGCGCUGGCUCCCCUAGCUUCAGCACCGCCGCCAUCUUCCUUGGCCUCAUUGCUGGCGCUGCUCAGCUUUUGUAA
Messenger RNA from Cordyceps fumosorosea ARSEF 2679, 1188 nucleotides. RefSeq names its product GPI-anchored cell wall organization protein Ecm33. The transcript has 3 exons. Gene Ontology annotation, cellular component: fungal-type cell wall; plasma membrane. NCBI's taxonomy places the organism in Eukaryota, Fungi, Ascomycota, Sordariomycetes, Hypocreales, Cordycipitaceae. The coding region runs from base 1 to 1188 and encodes 395 amino acids. Gene Ontology annotation, biological process: fungal-type cell wall organization. The record is from RefSeq and is a predicted model, not a curated record.